Molecule: messenger RNA, 258 nt
Organism: Fusarium pseudograminearum CS3096
Lineage: Eukaryota; Fungi; Ascomycota; Sordariomycetes; Hypocreales; Nectriaceae
Exons: 2
Coding region: 1-258 (85 amino acids)
Biological process (GO): mitochondrial respiratory chain complex IV assembly
Cellular component (GO): mitochondrion
Source: RefSeq, a predicted model, not a curated record
AUGUCUCAAGCAUCUAAGCUCACCCUACUGGGGACAUCGCUACUCACAGUCGGCACAGUUGUUGCUGUACACUACCAGCAAAAGUUCGAGAAAGCGGCCAUGCACGAGGGCGUUGUCCGCGAUAUGGAACAGCAGCGAGUAAAGCGAGAACGACAAUUGGACUUCGAUAUGCAGAAACAAUUGGAGGCAGAGUACAAGCGCGAACAGACAGUACACGACUCGAUAGCAGCAGCCGAGAAAGGUCUUCCGAAUCAAUAA